CAGUGAAGUCGAGUUAUUGGCAUUCGGAUGGUGUGAUCAAACGCCGGCGUAGGAGUAUAAAACUCUCGGAGCUUCUGAGGGAGGCAUCAGUUUACUCAAACUCCGAGUACUCGUAUCCAACCGAACAGUAGAAACUGCUAUCAAAUCAACAUGAAGAUCUUCGUUUGUGUCGCUUUCCUCGCCACCCUGGCAAUGGCAGAGCCACCUCAGUUCCGUCGUCAACGUCAAUUCUUCGCUCGCCAACAAGAAGACACAACCCUGGCUCCAGCAGCCGAUGACGCACCAUACCCUCCAUCAGGCUGGAAGCCGGCUGGCCCAGCGUUCGAUCUCCCUCAACGCCAGGUGGACAACUCGUAUGGCGCACCUGAACCACCAAGUGCAUACGGGCCCCCGACGUCCACGGAAACACCCACCACUACCGCCAUUGCCGAAGAACCAACCACUGCUCCUCCUCCGGCCAUCGACAGUGGAAAUGAACUCGACGAAGAGGGCAGUGGACAAGGUGCAGAACAGCAAGGUGAAUACUACGUCGUACUGCCCGAUGGACGUCUCCAGCGAGUUCAGUACGUCAGCCAAGAGAAUGCCGCCCAAAUGAGUUACCUUGCCAAAAUCCAGGCCCAAAACGUCGGUCCAAUCUACGCUUACAAUCCUCUGAAGAAGGUGGAGCUGGUUUCACCUCUUAGCGUGGAAGCUCCGGUCGCUCUAGUAUCUCCUCCCGUGGGCAGUACGUCCUACACCACGGUUACAACGAACUACCAGCCCGGCGGCGCCGCCAAGCUGGUCUUCGCCGUUUAGAAGAAAAUCGAUAUAAAUAGGCUCUCCUGAUAGCGAUCAGCUAUUGGCCGAGACGUGUAAUUCUCUAGGCGUAGCAUAAUUAUUUAUUAUAAAGUCAACAGGUCAAAUAAACGAACAUUAACCGUAAA
This is a messenger RNA of Neodiprion fabricii, 923 nucleotides long. RefSeq lists its product as uncharacterized. The record is from RefSeq and is a predicted model, not a curated record. The transcript is spliced from 3 exons. Lineage: Eukaryota; Metazoa; Arthropoda; Insecta; Hymenoptera; Diprionidae. Bases 151 to 795 code for a protein of 214 amino acids.